This is a messenger RNA of Pseudophryne corroboree (corroboree frog), 4395 nucleotides long. It is a transcript of the gene SGMS1, whose product is annotated as sphingomyelin synthase 1. Bases 823 to 2064 code for a protein of 413 amino acids. The record is from RefSeq and is a predicted model, not a curated record. The transcript is spliced from 9 exons. Gene Ontology annotation, cellular component: Golgi membrane; plasma membrane; endoplasmic reticulum membrane. Gene Ontology annotation, biological process: sphingomyelin biosynthetic process; ceramide biosynthetic process. Gene Ontology annotation, molecular function: protein binding; ceramide cholinephosphotransferase activity; sphingomyelin synthase activity. Lineage: Eukaryota; Metazoa; Chordata; Amphibia; Anura; Myobatrachidae.
UCACUGGAGUCUCCCUGUGUGAUUAUAGUAACGCUGUGGAUUGUGGGCAGGAGAUAUCAUCGCCGCCCUCUCUGUCACCCACACUCCGGGAACCCUUGGGAGACAUUCUCGAGUCACCCGCCCAGCAGCAGCGCGCCGGGGACAGCCGCCUCCUCCAAGCGUCUGCCCGCUGGGCAGCACAGAACUGGCAUCACUGCAGCCGAUUCACGGGACCUGCUCCUCCUUGCACAAUGAGUUUACUUUCAAUAACAGGAGCUCAUGUUCACAUUGGAUUAUGGGACAGAGAAUUGGGAGCGAAGGAGAUAACAGAGCAGAGGAGAUACAAAUCCAGCAGAACUCAAGCUGAAGGUUUUGAUUGGCAGUUGUGUGCAGUGCUGGUAUGCAAUGGUAAUGAGUUACUGAUUUCGUUGACAAUGUGGUUUGUAAUUGCUGGGUAACCAACUUCUGCACCUUGGACUCAGGAAUUCCCUACUGUGGACGGAGAUUCUCAGCACAGCAGCCAGGGAUGAAAGGAUUGUUUUGAUAACACUCCAGCAGUACACAUUCACAUUGAUAAUCAAUUCAACAUGGAUUCAAGUAGAGAAAGCAGAAGACCAUGAAAUUCCUUUUGAAGUAAUCCGAUGAUGCAGCCUUUUUUGUCUACAAAAGUGAGGAGGCAUGUAAUGUGUUAAAUUCCUACUGGUAUCCCGUCACAUCCACGCUACUCGGCUACGUGUGAAACAGGAUGAGAAGGCUACGAAAAGGACUCUUGCUGGUUUGUUAUAGUGAUAAUUGGAUCGUGUAGCACAAGCAGACACACACACACACAGUUGUGUUUGGAAAAUGAAGGAGGUAAUCUACUGGUCACCCAAGGAGGUUGCCGACUGGUUAACAAAGAGAGGUCUGCAAGAAUAUUCUGAGACCUUUCAGUCCCUUAAUGGCCAUGGUUUGCUCAGGUUAAAAGAAGAUGACUUUAAAAAGCCCCCUUUGUCACGUGUAUCUUCUGAUAAUGGCCGUCAGUUGCUGGAGAUGAUAGAAACACUGAAAAUUGAGACUCACAUAGAGGAACACAAGAAUGGACAUGCAAAUGGACAUAUUUGUACAAGCAAAGAGAUCAAUUCGAACGAUCAUGGUUUCAUCAGCAAAGCCAAGAAGAACGGGAUGCCAAAUGGAAUCCGGAAGGAGAUGAUAAAGAUUCCAAUGCCUGAGCUUGAACGUUCUCAGGCUUUUCCUGAUGAGUGGUUUAAAACCUUCGUAGCCUUCCUCUAUGCACUUGUCUGUUUCAUACUUACAACAGUGAUGAUCUCUGUUGUCCAUGAACGUGUGCCUUCUAAGGCGGAGGAAGCUCCCCUCCCGGAUGUGUUUUUUGAUUAUUUUGACCGGGUUGCUUGGGCCUUUUCUAUUUGUGAAAUUAAUGGAAUGAUUCUUGUGGGACUUUGGCUUCUCCAGUGGUUGUUCCAAAAGCACAAGUCCAUUGUUGCGCGGAGAUAUUUUUGUAUAGUUGGUACUCUGUACUUGUACCGCUGUAUAACUAUGUAUGUAACUACACUGCCAGUUCCUGGAAUGCAUUUCAAUUGUUCUCCAAAGCUUCUUGGCAACUGGGAGGCCCAGCUCAGAAGGAUAUUAAAGAUGAUUGCAGGAGGCGGUCUCUCAAUCACAGGCGCCCACACUAUGUGUGGGGACUAUCUGUACAGUGGCCACACAGUUAUGUUAACACUGACAUACAUGUUCAUUAAAGAGUAUUCUUCUCGGCGCUUCUGGUGGUAUCACUGGAUCUGCUGGAUCCUCAGUGUGGUUGGGAUCUUCUGUAUUCUUCUGGCACAUGAUCACUAUACAGUGGAUGUCAUCAUUGCCUAUUACGUCACUUCCAGGUGCUUCUGGUGGUAUCAUACUAUGGCCAAUCAACCAGUCCUGAAAGAGGCAUCAGCAUCCAACCUCCUGUCCCGGGUAUGGUGGUACAGACCUUUCCAAUACUUUGAGAGAAAUAUUCAGGGUAUUGUACCUUGUUCCUACCAGUGGCCCAUACCUUUGUCAUGGCUGCCCACUAGGCACGUGAAGUACAGCAGACUGAUAAAUGAAGCGUAACAACAGCAGAAGAUAAGUGUUGUAAAGGGAGCUCCAAUUUGCUAAGAACUCAGACAAUGCCAUAUAAGGAGACUCCUUCCAUCGCUCUUCAUGUUAAGUUACCAUGACCUUUUCAGUUACCUGGUCAGCACUGUGAUAAUUUUCUCUCCAAAGGACCCAUGAUGGAAAUACAUGGAAACCAAGAAUUUAUCAUGCACUCUAUACUAUUUCCUGCACAUGUGGGAACCACAUUAUUCAUAGCGAUGCUUGUUUGUAUAUGAAGAAAUUAUAUAAAACGGUUCUAUUUUAUACCCUACCUGUGUCUUUUCCAGUCAUGUCUGGGAAUAAAACAUUUUUUUUCUUGGGAAAACAUUAUUUCAGAACACUUAAACUCAAUACAGGGCUCUAAGCCAUUUUGUAACCAAUUGUCUCUAUGAAGGCUUUGAAGUACCUGAACAAACUUGCACUGCAGUCCCACAGAUCAAAAGAGGUAUAUUUAACUUUAGUUAAAUGUAAGAUUUUUCCCUUUUUUUGCCUUGCAGUUUUGUUUAGUGUUUUUAUAUGUGUUACUUUUUAAUGUUUUACUACUUUGAAAGCUUUCAGUUAAAAUCCAGCAAACAUAUAAAAUUAAAUUCUUGUAUUAAAAGAAUAAAUAUAAAAAUAAUCCAAUAUGUACCUCUGGUUCCCAGUGCAGGUUUUUUUUUCACAUUUAUUUUCUGAAUUAUAUAUGGCAUAUUCGCAAUUUUUCUUUUUAAAGUAAAUUAUUUUUUAUGUAUCUCUUAUGUGGGACUGCAGCUUGGUGUUUGACACACUUUCUACCUGUUGCACCAACGCUCUAAAGACAGACAACAAAUGGUUUAGUAAAUUGAUUUUAUAAAAAUCUUUAGCAGCGGUCAAAGUGAAAAUUACUCUGUUGUAAAGUGACUUUUCUAAGUAUUUCCUACCUUUAUUUUUCAAAAUGAUGUUGAUAAAGAUAACAUUUAAAGAUUUUUACAUGUCAAAGAGAAGAUCUAAUUGGGAGAGAGAUUUGUAAAUGUUACUAGUGCCUUCCUUGUCUUGAUUGUAUGGUCAGUAGGCAGUCUUAAAUAAUUUUAAAUAAAGUAUUCCAUAACACAUUUGAAGAACUAUAGAUAUAUAAUAUGUGGAUAUGUUAUUAUAUUUUUUUGUUUUGCAUUCACAUACAGAACACACUAUCGCAGAUUUUGUUGACUGUAAACUAGGAGAAAUUUGAAGAUAACUGAUUUGUUAACUGUGUAUCCCAUUCAUUUGUUGUCUGUUCAGUCAAGAUUUUUUUUUUUUAUUUAGUGUAAAAUAUAUAAAGCACCUGUUCGUUAUCAUUUUAGAAACCUUUUUUGGUCACAUGUUAAAUCUCCAUUUAGUGUAUUAAAAGUUUACAUCGGUUUCAUUUUCGGGUAGUGUUCUGGAAUAGUCAAAAAUAUUAUUUACCUGGGGUUCAGCCACCCAAUCUUCCAGGUCUCCCGAUGUGCCAUGUUAUGCUAUCCACACUGAUGGUGGGACUUUCUUAAUUCAGAUGUGUUAUCGGUGCCCCUAAUCUGUGAAUGUACCUUUCUUUUAAUUGGAAAUUUGCAAAAGGGAGGCAUCAACAACACUGUUACCUGUUUAUUACAGGCAUGCAGCAGAAGCUUAGUGGAGAAAGUCAAUGACGUAGGGGUCUGGCCUUAUUAAGGGGUAUGCAGUAUUGUUGCUUACCUUAAUGGUGCCACCCACAUUUCAUUCUUGGGUAAAGGUGUACUUUAACACCAUAUCCUGUUUAUAUUUGAUACUUCAGAAUAUUCAGAUUAUAUAUGUUUUAUUUGUGCUGUAACCAUAUUUAAAAGAAAAGUAUUUGAUCAUAUGAUUGCCAAUGUACAGGAUAUAAUUUUUUAAGAAUGAAGAAAUCGAUCUAUAAUUGAUAUAUAUAUAUUCAGAUAUAUAUCUUUUCUGUAUUUUCUGUAAAACAGAGUUUUCUUCUGUGUAUGUAUGUAUGUUUUUUGGGGUGAGGGAGGGUGGGCUGUGUAUUCACAAGGUGAUAUUUGUACUGUAAAAUCUAUUGGUGAUUUGAAAACAAAAAAGUUUCAGAAAAACGUAAAAAGCAAAUAGAAAACACUUGAAUUGUGUUUGUGCUUGUAUUUAUAGCCUUACCAUUCAUUCGGGGCAGUAUGGCUCUCUCAUGUCUUUUGUCUGUUUAUGUCGUCUUCUAUUAUUGACUUAAUCUAAAACAAAAUAAAAACUCACACUUUCCAAAAAUGUUGUUUUAAAUGUUUCCUUCCAAUGCUUACCUAUGUGUUUUCACUGUUCUUUUUGUCCCAUUGCUAUUUCCAAAUCUGUUGAUUAAAAUAUAUUUAUAUUUAA